This is a messenger RNA of Mercenaria mercenaria, 1119 nucleotides long. RefSeq lists its product as uncharacterized. The transcript has 2 exons. Lineage: Eukaryota; Metazoa; Mollusca; Bivalvia; Venerida; Veneridae. The coding region runs from base 45 to 1088 and encodes 347 amino acids. The record is from RefSeq and is a predicted model, not a curated record.
UGUAUCACGUUUUUUAAAAACGGCGAAAUCCAGUGACUUUGUUCAUGAAGAAAAGUGAAAGAUCUUCCAGAAAGAAGAUAGAUUAUAAGAAGAUGGCGUCGGGGUUAAGCCCGGUUACCGAAGUGAAAGGGAAGGAGAAGAGUAAAAUCGCCGAAGUGACAGCUCCCGCUGGAGCCUCAAUAGCAGAUAAACUUUCUGAGCCGAAAGACACAUCUACACCGGUAAAACUCACACUUCCGGUGAAUCCAGGUGAUGAAAAAAGUUCACUUCUAAACAAGUUAGCAGAGUUGGAUAAGAAACAGAAGCAACUCCAAGAGAAGAAAGAACUAGAAACGUUACGGAAACAGGUCGAGGAACGAGAGGAGGCGGUGCGUGAAUUAGAGAAAUCCCUCACCGAACCGGUACGUAAAGGUAAAUCCAAAGAAUCAUCUUCAGAGGAAUCAGGCGGUGCCAAGCCGAAAAAACACAAAUCAAGAUUAGCAGCUAGUUUUCAGGAAGGACAAACACCAUCUACCUCAACAGAAUCAGGACAAUCAGGUGUGAUGGUUCAUAUUAUUUCGGAUUCAAUUGCCAAGGAUGUGGGUGGUAUUUGGCAUACUAAAGUGAUAGCCUUUCCUGGAAUUGGUAUUACUCGUCUAUCAGUAAGGAUUCAAAGUUCACCUUACUUAGUUUCUAAACCCGUCACAAUUAUACAUGUGGGUACAAAUGACAUAAACCCUAGAAAUCCCAACGAAGAAUAUUCUGUGGACGAUAUUAUUAGUUUUUAUAAUAAUAUGAUUACAUUGAUCAGAAAUGUUAACCCACAUACUCAUAUUGUUUUUUCAUCCAUUUUGCCACGUCCAUGUGAUUAUGAACAGACUAAGGAUAAGAUCAAGCAGGUUAAUCAGUUAUUAGAAGUUAAGUGCAAAGAAAGAUACUGCCAAUUUAUUCACUCAUUUAGACCAUUUUUCAAAUACGGCAAACCAGUACGUGCUCUUUUUGCUGUUAGAGAUAAAGGCCUCCAUCUUAACCUGGAAGGUACUCGUCAGUUACGCAAGUUUUUCAUUAACACAGUAUCUCACUUACUUAAAGGUAAACUUGCAAUGUAAUCCUUAAAACAUAUUAAGGGUAUCACCAACA